AUGCAAGCCUACGGUCGGUAUGAUUUUAAUGCAACGGCCAAUGAUGAACUUAGUUUUCAAAAAGGAGUAGCACUCAAAGUACUCAACAUGGAAGAAGAUAUGAAUUGGUAUAAAGCUGAAUUAAAAGGAAAAGAAGGCUAUGUACCGAAGACUUACAUUGAAAUGGUUCCUCAUCCUUGGUUUCAUGGUACGAUAACUCGUGCUGAAGCUGAAAAAAUUCUUCUUCAAAAAGACACAAAUACUCAACGAUAUCAACAACCUGAUGGCGCGUUUCUUCUCCGAAUGUGUGAAUCAUCGCCGGGUGAUUUUUCGCUUUCAGUCAAAUGUCAAGAUCAGGUUCAACACUUUAAAGUGUUACGUGAUGGUAUGGGUAAAUAUUUUUUAUGGGUUGUUAAAUUCGAUUCAAUUAAUGAAUUAAUUGAUUAUCAUCGCGAGACUUCAGUUAAUCGUGGACUAAAUUUACCGCUCAAAGAUAUGGUUUCCGAGCAAACAUCAUAUAACCAGAAGAAUACUCAAAAAUCAAUGCAGAACUUUCAACCACAAUCAUCAGCUCCACCGCCACCAAUAUCAUCAUCUUCCACCGAUGGUCAAACUUAUGUAGCUGCAUAUGAUUUUCAACCACAAGAAGAAGGUGAAAUCGAAUUAAGACGUGGUGAUCAUAUUGGAAUGUUAGAUCAAAGUGAUGAUAAUUGGUGGAAAGGCGAAGUUCGUGGUAAUAUUGGUCUAUUUCCUGCAACUUAUGUUCGACGUUUGUAA
Molecule: messenger RNA, 756 nt
Organism: Rotaria socialis
Lineage: Eukaryota; Metazoa; Rotifera; Eurotatoria; Philodinida; Philodinidae
Source: the annotation of a GenBank genome assembly